Quercus robur (English oak) is the source of this 1216-nucleotide messenger RNA. RefSeq lists its product as uncharacterized. The record is from RefSeq and is a predicted model, not a curated record. NCBI's taxonomy places the organism in Eukaryota, Viridiplantae, Streptophyta, Magnoliopsida, Fagales, Fagaceae. The transcript has 4 exons. Bases 241 to 750 code for a protein of 169 amino acids.
GCAUUGUAUGAAUACUGGACCAACCCCCUUUCUUAUCUCUCUUCUGCAGUUCUGCUAUCUCUAUUGUCAAAAAUCUCUGCCUUUCUCUUCGUCUCUUCCCUCUUUAUUUUUCUUCCCUGAAAUCCUCCUCCUCCUUUUUCAGGAGGAGCCUCUUAGGCAACCCAGGCGUGGUUGGAAGGGUGCAGAUCUUAAAGUUAAAAGAUUUAGUUGGAAGAGAAAAAAGAAAGAAAGAAGGAAAAGAUGAACAGGAUGAGCAUGUAUCAGCAAAAGAACAGCAUGGGAUUGGGACUAGGAGGGUGGUGCGUGGAGGAGAGAGAUAACUCUGUGGUGUGCCCAAAGCCUCGCCGGUUGGGCCUUUCCGACCCUUCUUUUCACGACCACCAUUUCAGACCCUCUCUCAGAUGGCCCAUCAUUCAUCAAACUGAGAUCGGAGAUUCAAAAGCAGGAGCGGAGCUUUUGGAUAUUAUUCUCACAAAGGGAAAUUGUGCUGAGAAAUCCUGUAACCAAGUAGCUUCAUCACCACCAUUUUUCAGUGGAUCUCCCCCAAGCAGGGCUUCAAAUCCUGUAAUUCAAGAUGAGCAUUUUGGCAAGGAGAAUGUCAUUGCUUUAUCUCAAGCACCUCCCUCGCCUUCUGCCCGCCGAGGAUGUGUCCGGAUGAAAUUCGGCCACACACCGGCCCCAGUUCGAGUCGAAGGCUUUGAUUGCCUCAGCACAGAUAGGAGAAAUUGUAGCAUCUCAGCUGUGGCUUAAACAAUUGAAAAAUGCAAAAAUAAUUACUAUCAAUCACCCUAUGUUCAAAGAGCAAUGGAGAUUUUGGGAGAGAGAGAGAGAGAGAGAGAGAGAGAGAGCUAAUGUUAAUGUUUUUAGUGAAAUGAAAGAUGGUGUAAAUACAAGGUCAAUGGUUGUUUUGUUCGUUGUUGGGUUUUUGUGUAUUAAAAAGUCUAAAGAAGAUGUAUCAUCAUGUAAAUUUUAAGGUGUUGGGAGAGAGGUGGUUUAAUUUUGAGGAAUAAAUUAUUAGAGAAAGAAAGAGCAAGUCUUUCCCUUCUCUUUGUUUAGGUUGUUUUUAUUUUUAAUUUUCAGUGCCUUUCAGAAGAGUUUGAAGACUUUUAGGAAGCUUCGUUGGGAGUCUGUAAUCUCUUGUAUCGUCUUUCUAUUCCUCUUUGUAAUUGUAAGUUGGAGGAAAAUGAGGAUAAAAAAGUAUUUGGAAUUUUGCUUA